CUGUUGUUGUGACUGAGAGGUGAAAUGGCGCAGAAAGGAGCUCAGCUGGACCGGGAAACUUUCUCUUGUUCCAUCUGUCUGGAUCUACUGAAGGAUCCGGUGGCUACUACAUGUGGACACAGCUACUGUAUGAAGUGUAUUAAAACACACUGGGAUGAAGAGGAUAGAAAGGGAAUCUACAGCUGCCCUGAGUGCAGACAGACGUUCACUCCGAGGCCUGUCCUGCUGAAAAACACCAUGUUAGCAGUUUUAGUGGAUCACAUGAAGAAGACCGGACUCCCAGCUGCUGCUGCUGAUCUCUGCUAUGCUGGAGCUGAAGAUGUGGCCUGUGAUUUCUGCACUGGGAGAAAACUGAAAGCCCUCAAGUCCUGUCUCACCUGUCUGGUGUCAUAUUGUGAGAAACACCUUCAGCCUCAUUACGAUGUUGCUUCAUUGUCAAAACACAAGCUGGUGGAGCCCUCCAAGAAGCUCCAGGAGAACAUCUGCUCUCUUCAUGAUGAGGUGAUGAAGAUGUUCUGCCGUACAGAUCAGAAGUCUAUCUGUUAUCUCUGCUCUGUGGACGAACAUAAAGGCCACGACACGGUGUCAGCUGCAGCAGAACGGAGGGAGAAGCAGAAAGAGCUGGAGGUGAGUCGACAAAACAUCCAGCAGAGAAUCCAGGACAGAGAGAAAGAUGUGAAGCUGCUUCAACAGGAGGUACAGAACAUCAAUCGCUCCGCUGAUAAAACAGUGGAGGACGGCGAGAAGAUCUUCACCGAGCUGAUCCGUCUCUUGGAGAAAAGAAGCUCCGAGGUGAAGCAGCAGGUCAGAUCCCAGCAGGACGCCGAAGUGAGUCGAGUCAAAGAGCUUGAGGAGAAGUUGCAGCAGGAGAUCAGAGAGCUGAAGAGGAAAGACGCUGAGCUGAAGAAUCUCUCACACACAGAGGACCACAACCAGUUUCUGCACAGCUACCCCUCACUGUCAGCACUCAGUGAGUCUACAUCCAGCAUCCAGAUCCGUCCUCUGCGCUACUUUGAGGACGUGACAGCGGCUGUGUCAGAAGUCAGAGACAAACUACAGGACGUCCUGAGAGAGGAAUGGACAAAGCUCUCACUGACUGAAGUGGAUGUUUUACUGUCAGAUUCACCAGCAGAGCCCACGACCAGAGCUGGAUUCUUAAAAUAUUCAUGUGAGAUCACACUGGAUCCAAACACAGCAUACACAGAGCUGUUAUUAUCUGAGGGGAACAGAAAAGCAACAUUCAUGAGUAAUCAGUAUCAUCCAAGUCACCCAGACAGAUUCACUUAUUGGACUCAGGUCCUGAGUAGAGAGAGUCUGACUGGACGUUGUUACUGGGAGGUGGAGUGGAGAGGGAGUGGAGGUCGUGUAGCGGCUUCAUACAAGAGUAUCAGCAGAGGGAAGUCGGAUGACUCUGUAUUUGGACGCAAUGACAAAUCUUGGGCAUUAAGAUGUUACAACAACAAAUAUCAAUUUUGCUACAACAAUAUCGAAACUCCCGUCUCAGGUCCUCGGUCCUCCAGAAUGGGAGUGUACCUGGAUCACAGAGCAGGUAUUCUGUCCUUCUACAGCGUCUCCGAAACCAUGACCCUCCUCCACAGAGUCCAGACCACGUUCACUCAGCCGCUCUAUGCUGGACUUCUGCUUUUUGACAGUGAUGGAGACACUGCUGAGUUCUGUAAACUCAAAUAACCAAUGGGACAACAGGUAAAAAUGUGUUUUAACUCUUAAAAGCUUCCAUUUUGUUCACCUUUGUGGUGUUUAAUUUGAAACGUUUUAUAUCUAUAAGAGGAUAAAUUUGUAGUUUUAUGUGCUAAAACCACCUGAGUUCAGUUGUACAUCUGCUCUCUCAGCCUCCUUCUGCAGCUCCAGCAACUCAGAUCAUUUUGGGCCUGUCUCAUUAAUAUUCAUGAGCCUUUCUUCUGAUUGGCUGACAGUCUUGAGUGACACACGGCCAGGCUAACCACAGUUAACAGUUUGCAGCCUCGGUUAAACUCAACGGUGAAUGCAAAAAGACGAUGGCCACCGCUGAGGAAAAUGUUCUCAGACUUUACAUGUUAGAGCUGGAGCCAGAGGCUGAUGGUGCUUCCCUCUGACUCAAACAUGAAAUAUAUUACUGGUUCACUUACAGGUUGCAGAUUUAGAGUCGGGCACGAUAAUGUGUGUACUGCCGUAUCCUAUAGGAGCAGCUUCUUUGAGUGACAGUUUUUUAGGAAGCAGUCAGAAAAUAUAUUUUCACAGUAUUUUUAUUGCAACUUUGAUUUGAUUUUGUUUUUGGACUUCUGUGCUCGUCAUGGAUUGGCUGUAGCAAACCAUGUAUGCAUACAAGAUGAUUUAGGCAAAAAGUUGUAUUAUUAAUAAUUAUUUUUGCUUAUACUUUACCUGCUUUUUUCCUUGUUCCCUGGGUUAUUUAAUAUAUAAUCCCUAGACUAAUUGGGGUCGUAACUGAGGAUUUUCAGUCAGGAUAUAAAAUGCAUCAUAGCACAUUGGUAAAAAAAAAAAAGAAAAAAAAAAGACCAAUGACAUUUUAAUUGCUUUAGAUAAAGAGCUUGUCUCUGUACUUGUCUUGUUAGAUCUGAGUGCAUCAUUUGAUCACAUCCUAUUACUGAGACUGGAACAUUUAUAGGCAUUAAAGGAGCUGCACUAAACUGGUAUAAAUUAUCUGAUCAGUUGAUCUGAUCCACAAUGAAUCCUGCAUGCACGCAUAUGCUAGUCAUGGUGUUCCACAGGGUUCUGUGUUUGGACCAAUUUUAUUCACAUUAUACAUACUUCCCUUAGGAAAUAUUCGAAAACAUUUGAUUAACUUUUAUCAGUCGCUAACGACGCACAAUUAUAUUAAUCGCUCAAGCCGGAUGAAACUGAUCAGGACAUAAAAACCUGGAUGAAAAAAAAUCUAAUAAUAAAAACACGGCCGCCCAUAAAGUUGGAAUAAUUUUGUUUUUAGACACAAUCCUCUGUUAGUUGUGGUUUCAUUUUCAUUGUGAUAUGUUUGGAAGAGACUGGUUGUUAAAGUUUUGAGAAGAUAUACACUUUUUAUGUCAAUAAAUCACAUUGUCACAAUCUUUUCAUGUAUAUCAAUUUUCAUCACAAGAAAACCCCAGAUCAACUAACUUGGAUUCCUUCCCGAAACUUUUUGUGUCUCUCUUAGUCACUUUCCCCCUCUCCUUCCUCACAGAUGAGGGACAGUUUUCUCUUUCUUAAAUAUGAUUUGGUGUUCCCUAUCCAAGAUGUGAUAUGUGUAAGUGUUAUGUCACACAUCUGUGGUUACAGUGGUAACAGUAAGGGUGGUUUAAUAGUUCAAGUUUUCAAAACGACUAGAUCCUUCUGCUCCCCUUUUCCAAAAACUCAAGAUAAUGACAAUUUUUCAGAUCAAUAUAUACCAAAUAUGCAUUUUUAUCUUUAAAUAUAUGUAUAUUCCAAAUUCCAUUCCUAAAGCUUUCAGUGAAUAUUUCCAUGGCAACUCACAAUUACGUAAGUACAAUAUUAGACAAUUAACAAGAUUACACCCGCCUCACUAUCGUACUACAUUUGGGCAAUUUUCCUUAAAAUACAGAGGAACAAUACUCUGGAAUUAUCAAUUUAAUAGUUCAAUACAGUUUUUCUCUCUGAAUUUAAACAAGAGCAAUUUAGUGGCUGCUCUGAUUGCUCAGGUCACUAAGUAGUACACACACACUUUUGUUUUAUUUUACUUUUAAUAUUAUAAUUUUACGACAUUUUUAUGUCAUUAUUUUUUUUCUAUUUGAUAGUUACUUGUUUUAAUUUAACUUGUGAAUUUUUUAAAUACAGGUAGAGGCCGUGUAUAAGCCUUUUUGGGUUUCUUGCCGCUACCUUGCACCUUCAUUUUGU
Messenger RNA from Centropristis striata (black sea bass), 3843 nucleotides. RefSeq names its product tripartite motif-containing protein 16-like. The transcript has a single exon. The record is from RefSeq and is a predicted model, not a curated record. Gene Ontology annotation, molecular function: protein binding; zinc ion binding. Bases 25 to 1689 code for a protein of 554 amino acids. Lineage: Eukaryota; Metazoa; Chordata; Actinopteri; Perciformes; Serranidae.